AUGUGCUUUUUUGUUCACCGUUUGUUUGGCUCGCCAGCAGGCUCGCAUGUUCGACGUCAACGUCGUGAACGGACCACAUUCACUCGGCAUCAGCUGCUCAUGCUGGAAGAAUUGUUCGCGAAAACGCGCUACCCGGACGUGUAUGUGCGAGAAGAGUUGGCCUUGAAGCUUCGUUUGCCAGAAUCUCGUGUUCAAGUGUGGUUCAAAAAUCGUCGGGCUAAGGGACGUAAUCAACAACGACAGCAACGAGAACCGAGUGACACACGGAAUUUUGCUGCGGUUGAAACAAACUACUGUUCCACGAAAUAA
Messenger RNA from Echinostoma caproni, 309 nucleotides. The record is from the annotation of a GenBank genome assembly. NCBI's taxonomy places the organism in Eukaryota, Metazoa, Platyhelminthes, Trematoda, Plagiorchiida, Echinostomatidae.